AUGGAAGCGGUUGCGAAGCAUGAUUUCACGGCCACGGCACCAGAUGAACUUAGUUUCACAAGGGGUACCAAACUCAAGAUCCUUAACACAGAAGAAGACAAAAAUUGGUACAAAGCAGAAUUAAAUAGGCAAGAAGGUUUCAUCCCAAGCAACUACAUUGAACUAAACUAUCCAUCGUAUGUUGGCUGA
This is a messenger RNA of Helobdella robusta, 189 nucleotides long. RefSeq lists its product as hypothetical. Bases 1 to 189 code for a protein of 62 amino acids. The record is from RefSeq and is a predicted model, not a curated record. Gene Ontology annotation, molecular function: protein binding. NCBI's taxonomy places the organism in Eukaryota, Metazoa, Annelida, Clitellata, Rhynchobdellida, Glossiphoniidae. The transcript is spliced from 2 exons.